CUAACUGUAAAAUAUUUCAAUUCAGUGGCGUGCUGAAUGUCCAUCCCAGCUGUCUCCCACGAUGGCGUGGUCCUGCACCGAUAAUCCACACCCUACUUCAUGGUGAUAAAGUGACUGGGGUGACAAUUAUGGAAAUAAGACCAAAAAGGUUUGAUGUAGGUCCAAUUAUUAAGCAAGAAGAGUUUGCUGUUCCCCCGCGUUGUACUGCAAAGGAGCUGGAAGUGAUGUUAUCCAAGAUGGGUGCAAACAUGCUGAUAUCAGUUUUGAAAAACUUGCCUGAAAGUUUAAAAAAUAAAAAAGAGCAACCAAAAGAAGGAGUAACAUUUGCUCCUAAAAUAUCUAUAGCUAAGAGUUGUAUAAAGUGGGAGGAGCAAACGGCUGCCCAAAUAAUUCAACUGCAUCGUGCAAUAGGAAGUAUGUUUCCUUUGCAGACGCUCUGGCAGGGCACUACUGUUAAGCUUCAGGAUUUUGAGGAAGUGGAUAAUAUCCCUGGUUUUGCUGAUCAAAUAUUAAAUGGCUGUGGAACUGUUCCUGGUUCUCUACUAUACCAUAAAGUGUCCCAGACACUGAUAGCUCGUUGCAAGGAAGGCUGGGUUGGAAUCAAAACAGUCAUAUUAAAGAAGCAGCUUACAGCAGUUGACUUCUACAAUGGAUAUAUGCACUCUUGCUUCCAGCAGAACUCAAGACCAGUUCAUCAGGAAUGCAGAUUUCAAACACUCAAACUUAGCACGAAAAAAAAGACUCUGAAAGAGAGGGAAAUGCUGACACAGGAUAUAAAACAAUAGAUGUGUUUCAAAAUAUGAAAGAAGAUGUCUGUUUUCUAGAACACAUGAUCCUCCAGGAAAUCCAAGCCUAUGAAUCAGAGUCAAAGACUGGAAACAACACCAAGGUGGAAGUCAGGCUCCUUUGGAGAAUUCCUUUUGUCUCUGACUGCAGACUUGAGGGUGCAGUUUGUGCUGCAGAAGUUACAAAACUGGCAAGUUUGUUUCCAAGCAAAUGAUGUAGUUUUGUGUUUUGCUCCCACCUACUACUUGCAAGUAAAGGUUGUGAAGUCAUUUUGCUUUUACUGUG
Athene cunicularia (burrowing owl) is the source of this 1071-nucleotide messenger RNA. RefSeq names its product mitochondrial methionyl-tRNA formyltransferase (gene MTFMT). The transcript is spliced from 8 exons. Gene Ontology annotation, molecular function: methionyl-tRNA formyltransferase activity. The coding region runs from base 129 to 785 and encodes 218 amino acids. Gene Ontology annotation, biological process: conversion of methionyl-tRNA to N-formyl-methionyl-tRNA; biosynthetic process. Gene Ontology annotation, cellular component: mitochondrion. Lineage: Eukaryota; Metazoa; Chordata; Aves; Strigiformes; Strigidae. The record is from RefSeq and is a predicted model, not a curated record.